GAAUCUUUGAAUAUUCAGCUAUUUCGUUCGAUAGACAAAUAUAGAGUAAUGAAAAAUGAUGAGUGUUAAUCGCACGAACAGGAAGGAAGCGACAUGAUGGUUCCUCGAAGCCAAUUCGAGAAUGACAUUUAAUCAACGUCCUGAUCGGGUUAAUCGCGAGUCAUUAACAAGACAAUCGAACGUGUCGGUCUUUCUACACGGUAUUCGAUCGGAGAGAAACUCCUCGUGGCUGUCACAUAUCGUAGGUGUAUCAUUAUAAAGUCUGGUUUCUCCUAGAGCACAACGUAUCUGAACACUUGUGAAAGCGGAAUUGCGCUUUCUGCGACGAAAAGUGUCAUGGAAGAUCACGGUGUCUGAAUUAUGGCGAGAAUUAUGGUGUUUGCAAGUAUCAAAACAGUGAAAGAUUAAAAGGACUUCCAAAAAAGAUUUUAACGAAGGGAACAUCGAUCAUUGGAGGAAAUACAUCCGUCCUUUCGGAUGAGAAGUGAAAGAGAUAGUUCUUGCUGAGCGAAAUAUCAACAGAUUAUCACUGAAAUUCUUGGAUCAAUAUGCCACAUACAGGUCAAGCGGGAGUUAAUCAAUUGGGUGGUGUGUUUGUUAACGGGAGGCCAUUGCCCGAUUGCGUUCGACAAAGAAUCGUGCAGCUCGCUUUGGUUGGUGUUAGACCUUGCGAUAUUUCUCGACAACUCCUAGUGUCUCAUGGAUGUGUCUCGAAGAUUCUUACAAGAUUUUACGAAACGGGUAGCAUUCGACCAGGAAGCAUCGGAGGAAGCAAAACAAAACAAGUAGCUACACCUACAGUUGUAAAAAAAAUUUUACGAAUGAAACAAGAACAACCAACAAUGUUCGCUUGGGAGAUCCGAGAACAACUUGCGCGACAAGGAGCUUGUGAUCCUCAAAGUUUACCUUCUGUUUCUUCGGUAAAUCGAAUUCUUCGAGGCGGUGGACUUCAUACUGAUCAUACAGGAAUCGAGAGUGGUUCUCAGAGCAGCUAUACCUCGCAAAUUUCUUCAAAUGUCCCUAAUAGAGAUGCACUUAUGAGAACGGAUUACCAAUUAUUUUAUCCAGGAACAUUGGGACCAUUGCAUAUUUCCACGACUUCUAGUAAUACCAGCGCGCCAUCUUGGAAUCCGAGUUUUUAUUCAUCUCUUUAUCAAGCAACAACAUUGCACUUGCAUCAUGGAAUGCAAUCAUUUACAUCGUUAGAUGUAGAACGUCUCUCAGAGCAGAAUGGACCAACGAAUCAAGUCGAUUUGAAAUCCAGCUCGAGUUCAAUGGCAGGCAGUGAUGAUUCCUUGGACAAAAGCGAUCUAGAUGAAAACACGGAAUCCCAGGAUCACUACAAACCAUUUCAAAAUUCACCUAUUAUUCUAGAACUUGGCCAAAAAAUCGGUAGCGAUCGUAGUGCAUUCGUAAGACAUAGUACAUCCGGUUCGUCUAUAAAUCUCGAAAAUCGACAGAGCCCACCUCCAGCGACCAGUGACAAGCAGAAGAUAAUGUCACCGCGAAUUUUGAAAAUCGGAAAUGAGCAGAAUACUAUGGCCAAAGAAAUAGCGGUUGAGGAAAGACCGACGCAACCCCAGAAAAAGAGAAAUCCUUAUUCAAUAGAGGAACUUCUGAAAAAAGAUGAGGGCAAAAGCACCUCGAAGAGGCUGAAACUAACGAAUCUCGGCAUAGUUCAACCCUGUGGAAUUAUCUUGAAUAAAGAAAUCUAAAGGAUUGCGAUUGGAAAUAGGGGGGAAAAUUUCAAAAUCUGGUGAUAGAGGCUAAAAAUAAGAUGAUCGUCUGGAUUUGGGAGAAUUUUCGAUA
Molecule: messenger RNA, 1809 nt
Organism: Apis dorsata (giant honeybee)
Lineage: Eukaryota; Metazoa; Arthropoda; Insecta; Hymenoptera; Apidae
Gene: Poxn
Product: paired box pox-neuro protein
Exons: 6
Coding region: 549-1715 (388 amino acids)
Biological process (GO): anatomical structure development; regulation of transcription by RNA polymerase II
Molecular function (GO): DNA-binding transcription factor activity, RNA polymerase II-specific; RNA polymerase II cis-regulatory region sequence-specific DNA binding
Source: RefSeq, a predicted model, not a curated record